Molecule: messenger RNA, 1839 nt
Organism: Penicillium subrubescens
Lineage: Eukaryota; Fungi; Ascomycota; Eurotiomycetes; Eurotiales; Aspergillaceae
Exons: 3
Coding region: 1-1839 (612 amino acids)
Biological process (GO): poly(A)+ mRNA export from nucleus; post-transcriptional tethering of RNA polymerase II gene DNA at nuclear periphery; transcription elongation by RNA polymerase II
Cellular component (GO): transcription export complex 2
Molecular function (GO): double-stranded DNA binding; RNA binding
Source: RefSeq, a predicted model, not a curated record
AUGGCUGGCAUUCUGGACGAGUUCCUCGGCGGCCUGGCCGUCCAGAUUCAGAAUCGGGAUGGCGCCAAGUUGCAGGAUUUCCUGCAGAUUGAGCCUCCGCUAUCAGACGCCUACCAGCGCAUGAUUCAAGAGCUUCGAGAACGGUAUCCAUCGGGCCCUAGCGAUUCGGAGCUUCUACAACGAUGCGAGGCGCUAGUACCGCGCACCAAGGGUGGCUCAUCUUGGACAGCUUUCCCGGCCUUCAUGAAGCUCUAUUUUACGUUCCUGCGCGACGUCAAUACCGAUAAUCUGCUUGAUACGUACAACCAGCUGAAGGGACUACUCAAUCAAUGCGUGUUAGCGCUUGGCGACAGCCAGAUGGGCGUGAUCGUUCUCCCCACCGUUCUCUACCUGUCGAAAGUGCUGGCCAAGCUAGCAAUGGGAUUAGACCGCCGGCCGGAACUAAUCGCGCAUAUCUUACGCAUGGAAGGAGCUAUGGAUAACGAUGAGAGUGUUGAAAAAGUGACAUUGGUGGAGCAGUCGGCAAACGUGGUGCGCGAAGCCUUCAUCAAGUGCUUGACAGAUCGCACGGGGACACCAGGCCCACAGGGAAAGCCCGAAGGAAAGCGUGUUGGCAUCUACCUUAUGGCCAAUCUGUGCCUCAAACUUCUCUUCCAGUGCGGCAAGUUGCGAAAUGCCGAACAAAUGUUCGCCAGUAUCAGCGCCCAGUCCCCUCCUUUGGCUUAUUUCCCUGCUUCACAGCGUGUGACAUACCUUUACUACCUCGGCCGUUACCUAUUCUCCAACAACCUUUUCUAUCCCGCUCUCAUCGCCCUCCAAGCCGCGUAUGACCAAUGUCACCGCCAAGCUAUCAGCCAACGACACUUGAUUCUUGCGUAUCUGAUUCCAUGCAACAUCAUCAUGGGCCGAUUCCCAUCCCGGAAACUACUACAACGACCGGAGGCAAGCGGAUUGACCGACAAAUUCGAACAUUUGUGCCGAUUGAUCGUUCGCGGCGAUUACAUCGCUUUUCGAGAGUAUUUCUCUCCCAGUUCACCCGCCGCCGAGUGGUUCUCCCGCAAAGGAAUCUUGCUCACACUGCGCAACCGAUGCGAGAUUAUGGUGUGGCGGUCAUUCUGUCGGAAGGUGUUCAUUUACAGUGGAUUCCAUGGGGACCCGCAGGCGCAGGCGCAGCGUGGUCCCCCGCCUUAUCUUUACCUCGAGAAAUUGACGAUAGCCACGAGGUGGCUUCAGUCCCAGCAUGGGCAGACCCAGCAAUUGAAUGGAGCCAAUCAUGCAACACCUAAAUUUCACUUCUAUGGUUCCCAGAUCAUUCCCGAGUCAACCGAUCCCGACUUUGGCGGUCUUAACGGCUCGGAGACCCCGACAGCACAGCAACUGUUGGAGAAAUAUGGCGACUAUCUCGCGCCGGACGGAUUCUUCGACGGAGGAGGUCAUUGGCAGGACAACAUGCCCGGCCAAUUGAUAGAUGGCAACCCGGGUGCUGAUUAUGAUGCGUUUGAGCUGAAUCCCUACGCCGAGGCCACAGAAGAUGGCCCAGACGCAGACAAGCAGUCUUUGCUUAUGGACGAGGUCGAAUCUAUCCUUGCCUCACUUCUCACUCAGGGACUUAUGCGUGGUUACCUGACUCAUCGCAAUCCCCGCUUUGCCAUUCCUGGUGCUCGGCAACGGGGUGCCUUGCCGACAGGCUUCCCUAAUAUCUGGGAGACGAUCUUCGCUCGUGAAAGAGAGGAUGACAGUGUCCCUGGAUGGGUCCGACCUCCACCUCCAGGCGCACUGGGCGCUGGGGGUGGCCGAGUGGUGAAUCUGUCAGGCGCACGACCAGUUGGCGUGCAAUGA